Messenger RNA from Salvelinus sp. IW2-2015, 6697 nucleotides. RefSeq names its product immunoglobulin superfamily DCC subclass member 3-like. Gene Ontology annotation, molecular function: protein binding. NCBI's taxonomy places the organism in Eukaryota, Metazoa, Chordata, Actinopteri, Salmoniformes, Salmonidae. Gene Ontology annotation, biological process: cell-cell adhesion. The record is from RefSeq and is a predicted model, not a curated record.
UGUCAGCGGGGACAACAAUACCUUACGCAUAACUAAUAGCCACAGAACCCAGCGAGGGCCGUUCUACAAUAGCAAACAGAACAUUCUCAAAGCAGCCUCGUCCAGAAGCCAGCCGUUCGCUGGACAGUGGAACUGAAACUGCGGAAAUGUUUUUUUGAGAUUUUGUUGGUAUUUUUAUUUAAUACAUUUUAAAGAGUUAAGCUCGCUAUUCAAGCGUUGCUAUAAYAGUUAGACUUCAACUAAAAGGGAAUCAUACUAAACCAUGAACCAGACGAGGAUUUUUCAGCUUUUUCUAUUGGUGGUCAUAUCUUCAGUGUUGGGCAGAGCCUCUGAGCUGGCCUUCCUGAAGGAGCCCAAUGAUGUCAUCGCCGUGCGUGAUCGGCCCCUGAUGCUGGACUGCCAGGUGGAAGGGGAGGGGCCUAUCUCUGUGAUGUGGCGGCGCAACGGAGUGYCCGUUCCCACCGGGCCGAAGGCUAGCGUGUUGACCAACGGAACUCUCCUGAUCAAGAGCUUCCAGAAGAGGARAGAGAGCAAYGAGACGGACGCUGGGGAGUAUGACUGUGCUGCUCAGAACCACUAUGGCAUGUUGAUCAGCCGCAAGGCCAGGGUUCAGCUGGCAUCUCUACCUAAGUUCCACAUACACCCAGAGUCCAUGUCGGUGGAUGAGGGUGGCGUUGCCAGACUGACCUGCCAGGUGAACGGAAUCCCAGAGGCCAGCAUCUCCUGGGAGAAAAACAGAACCGCUGUGAAUACUGAUGAUAACAGGUACACCAUCCUACCCACAGGGAUCCUGCAGAUAACCGGUGUAAUGCGGGCUGACAGUGGUGUGUAUCGCUGCGUAGCCACCAACAUCGCUAACACUCGCUACAGCCACGAGGCCCAGCUCAAUGUCACUGUGGCAGCUCCACGGAUCUACAAGGAGCCAGUGAUUCUGUCGGGUCCUCAGAACCUGACCAUCACUGUGCACCAGACUGCCAUCUUGGAGUGCAUCGCCACUGGCAACCCUCGACCCAUCGUGUCCUGGAGUCGGCUGGACGGGCGCUCCAUCGGGGUGGAGGGUAUCCAGGUACUGGGUACGGGGAACCUGAUGAUCUCAGAUGCCAACCUGCAACACUCUGGGGUGUACGUGUGCUCUGCCAACCGCCCUGGCACCAGGAUGAGGCGUACCGCGCUGGGCAGACUGGUGGUGCAGGCUCCUCCUGAGUUUUUGCAGUGGCCACAGUCUGUCUCCAGACCAGCAGGGAGCAGUGCAGUGUUCACGUGUAUGGCCCAGGGAGUUCCCGAGCCUCACCUCAUCUGGCUGAAGAACGGCAAAAUCCUGACGCCUGGUGACAACGUCAAGCUCACCAACAAUAACAGUACGCUGGCGGUAACGCGCAUCACCACGGAAGACGAGGCCAUCUACCAGUGUAUUGCUGAGAACAGUGCUGGCACCAACCAGGCCAGUGCCCGCCUGGCCCUCACCCAGUCCACGGAGUUGCCYGAGGCCCCYCAGGACCUGACUGCCACRGCCCUGUCCCCCACCACCCUACAGCUCACCUGGGUCCAGCCCGCUCCAGAGGUCACCGACGGCAUAAUCGGAUAUGUGCUGCACAUCCGCAUGUUGGGCGAGCCAGACAGCAGAGAGCUGCAGGAGGCUGUCAGUAAGACCACCUUCCAGCAUGACUUCACCACCCUGGAGCCUGCCACCACCUACUCCAUCUACCUCAAGGCCUACUCCCCUCUGGGAGCCAGCCAGCAGUCCAGCACUGUGGUGGCUACAACACUAGGGGGCGUACCCAGUUCUCCCAGUUUCUUCACCAAGGUGCUGAACAAGACGGCCAUGCAGGUGUUCUGGGAGCUGCCCAGUAAGUCGGGCAAGGUAGAGGGCUUCAAGCUGUCCUWCCGCGAGGUCCCCCAGCCCAACUUCCAGGGGCARGAAGCSUUUCCCGGUCACAUCAACACCCACACCAUCUCCCAUCUAGAACCCGCUGCUGUGUAUGAGAUCCAACUGGUGGCCUACAACGGCAAUGGAGACGGUGCUGCCAACAAGCGUCUGGUUUCACUGGCUGAGAGUGGUACCAGCGCCAAGACUAGCUCCGGUGGGCAGAGCCCAUGUAACUGCAAGCAGGAUGACGAGGGGUCCAUGACUGGCAUUGUGGUGGGAAUCCACACUGGCAUGGCAUGCAUCCUCUUCUGUGUUCUGUUCCUCAUGUUUGGCUACCGCCACAGCUUCUUCUGCAGGAAAGGGACCCAAGAUGGCUGGUCAGGGCCCCGAGGAGAAGACAGGAACCAGCGGGCUAGCCCACCAAAAGAGGGGGUGAUCCGCAUGCCCGAGGUCAUUGAAUUAGUGCCACAGAGAUGUGACUCUAUCACUGCUCCAGUGAUGGUUGUUAAGGGUCAAGCCCCCCCAGCGCAGUGCCAAGUCCUCAUCGAGCAGCCCCCACCAUGCCAGCCUGGCACAGGCACCGGCUAAAGCACCCAAACACCACUCCACUUACCUCCCCCAACCCCAGUYCCCUUAGCCUGAGAARUGAAUGGCUGKUUUAUGGUUCCUCCACCUCACCUGCCCACCAACGCCUUAGCCAUAGUCUGCCUAUUGCAGCGUCCAGCCGUAGUUCUAGCAGUGAAUGAGAGAGAGAGAUUGAGAAUGAAACUGAGAGUAAGAGAUGAUGUGUUGAGAACUUCUGUUGAAUGUGCAAUACCACAAAGGAAAAAAGGUAUUUUAUAAUAGCUUCAAGUAAAAGUAGUACCAAUGUAGUCAUGAGUUACUAUUGAGAUGUUAACCCCAUUUCUGUCUUGUGUCUUUUACACCAAAGCUGAAAGCCUUAUUUUAACAUUUUAUUUUUAGUUCCAUGRAAAUGUAUUGAUAGCCAUAGAGGAAAUGGGCACASACCAUUUAUUAUUCAAAAUGACUCAUUAGGUAAAAUGCUGCUGGCUCAUCUCUGAAGAKAACUGCAAUAUUACUAUAUUCCUUAUAUUUUCUAUGUGGUAUUGGACAUUGUGCAUCUUCUUAAAACCAAAACCCAKAAAUAACUUAAUUUUAUGUAAUUUUAAGUUAAUGGCCAAUGGUGCCAUUUUCAGGUUCUGAUAGAUAAACUGAGGCCUUUUACCAGUUUGAACAGUGAACGUGGCUCUCAGAUGAUUAGAUGUUGAGUUUGAGUCAAUGGAUGAGAUAGAAAGUCUAUUAGUCUUAUAUUGAGGCCAGUACCAAAGUGAUUUCUCUGUUCAGCUUGUGAWACAGUAGAUAUAGUGAAUGUUUUCAGUCGAUAGGUGUUCUCUGGUUAGCUCCACAAGAUUGUACCUCAGGGCUACGUAACGUGGUCAGCUUUAGCCUUGCCGAACCUGACUGAGUUGAUUGUUUGUCUCACCGUGUUAGCCUUGAGGCGGUCCGGUGUCGAGGGAUCACAGAUUCAGCCAUUUUUGUUCAACCCCCUAUCCCAAACUCUUUGUUAACUUUCUGCUCCCCCACCAAAACGUUUUACCUCCAAAGAUAGCUACCUCAGCCUGACGAGAACGUCAGAGCUAUCAAGGUAACCAUUUUGCCUGUCGUGCUGCUGGUCAAGCAUACCUACCUCAACCAAAAGGGUACUUCUGUGCCCCCUUUUCCUUUUCUUUUUGGGUGCCAAUGCCAGUCCUGUGCCAGCUGCCACUCCUUGUGUUCAGAGGGUGGUACACUCUUUCUAUUCCUUCCUGUCAAGAAAAGCAGGAGACCUUGGAUUGUGAUUGAAUGUCACUAGGCCCCUCUUCUACCCAGAAUGUAACUGGUUGGAUCUGUGGGUUUGCCAGUUCUCUUAUGUUGUUUGACAUUGUAUGAUUCCUGAUCGCCUAUUCUCUGCAAGAAUCGCCUGCCAGCUUCUAACCCUACGAUUGGGACUCAACACCUUGUCCAAACCCUGAACGUCUGCCUUAAUUUAAAGCGGUUCAUUCAGAGUUGGCUCACUUCAGCUACUGACAUGCAGUAUGGAAGCACAUGGCUAUGAUUCAAGUACAUAUUCUACCUCAGACUCAGCAGCUUCACAAACGGGUGAUGGAGAGACAACCAUCAUUGAUGAUGUCACAUCAAGCUGUCUCGGAGUCCAGCGGUGGAGCACUACAAGAACCACAGACAUGUCUCCUCAGUCAAACAGGGAAAGCGAGAUGAAUGUCUCUUUAUUAAGGCACCACCUGCUGCUGCCAAACACCAUCUCGUCUUGCUGGAGGAAGACAUGACUCAGAAACGUGCAACAGGAAACAAAGUUGGAAGCCUGACAGAAAGUGAGCGAUAAAUAUGAAYGCACAGCAUUUUUUCAACUUUGAACAUUGCAUGAAAGUAUGGACAUUAAGGAAUAUAUAGCCCAAGUUUCACCAUUCUGUUAUGGAUGAAUUUGCUGACUUUUUUGCCCUUUCCUGCAGAAUUCCAAAAUGUAAUUAGAAAUGUAUAUUGUUGCUGAGACGGCCAUUUUCAGGAAGCUUUCUGUCACCWACUAAAGGUGAUUGGUUUGCAGUGCCUCAAAUACCGUUGUUGUCAUGGGAACCUUCUGUUCAGCAGACCAUGGUUAACUUUCUUGAGUGACUAAUUUGUYUUGUAUUUUGUCUUCAUGUCUAUUCAUAUUCAAUUCUUACUUCACACUUACCGCACAAAUGACACUAGCUUUUACCGUAGAUCGCUGUUUCAACAAAACUUUCCAAAUAUUCUAUGAAAACCAAGUCGAACGAUAUCCAAAGAUGWAUGAUUGUUACGGUUUUCAGUCUUCCUCAAUUAACCUUUUCGUAAAAAAAGUUUUUUCAGUUGGGUUCCUGUUUUAAGGGGCUGCCAUUAGCCAAUGAUGAGACAAACUAAGAAACACACAAGCAGCUUACAUAAACAGCUUACAUAAACCAAAAAAACAAAUUACAAAGAUAAUUCAAGAAACCACCUGUAACACUGUAAAAUGUUCACAGGUUGUUUUCCAUGUAUCUCACUGGCAGACCACUUGAGGCAUGGUAUUCCACAUAUUUUCAGUUUCCAAAAAUGGGAUAUUUUCAUAUUGUUACAAGAAGGAUGGAGUUGAAAUUGCCAAAUAACUGUCCUUUGAAUUAUAGAAAUACUUUGACCAAUACUAUGACCAAUACUAUUACCAUAUUCUAACAUUUUAUGUUCCAUUUAUUAAUGACCUAACAACAGGAAUAUCCGUGUUGUGAUAGAGCACCGCCUUUCCCCUUUUUGUAACUACUGAAUAAAAUUUCAGUCAAUUUGCUGGAGAUACUCAGGAAAGUUUCCAUCAAGCAUAAGAGGAUUCCAUUUAAGUAAAUUUGUUUUCAGAUCCUCCAAAUUAAUUGUGUUGUAACUGUUUGAAUGGAUGUGAAAAACUUAGCCUUACUACAAGUUUAUGUCUCUGUUKUGUGUGGAGGUCCAUCUUUCAUUGCCAGUUUCUGAAUCUAGUAUUCUGUGCAGAAUUGGAUUAGCUACUGCCACAUACCCUAACAAAGGCACAUAGUGCCACUGUCCUCAAGGUUUUAGAUCAACUGUUUACUCCAGGUAUCACUGAUACCUUCCUUUUUUUUACUGUGAAUACCUUAUCUACCAUUUUUUAUUGUGAUACCAAAAGGAAAAAAUUAAAAACAUUAUGGUCAAUAUUUUAUUAUUUGAAUAACAAGACAUAAGUUGACCCAAUAUUUCUUUGAACAAAACAAAAGAUUAUGAAAAAAAUAUGAUAUGCUUUUCUUUUUAUAGAACAUUUCUUCUUCAUUCAUUUGAUAAAUGUUCCCUCUCAAGGCUGUCCUGCUGUGUAUGGGAAAUCUGGCCAAAAUGAAGACGUUCCUUUUUAAAAUGUUAUUAUUGUUAUUAAUAUUGUAAUUAUUGCCAUUUUUGGAUUCACUCCCUUUCAUUUUGAUUUUCAUAUUGGUUGGCUCUUUUUGUUUCUGUUUUAUUUGUAGUUGAAUGAUGUGRAAAUGUUUGCUAGAAAUGUGAGAAUUCUAAAUAGAACGGUGUGUUGUCAGCAAAAGGUAGUGUAAAAAACGGUAUUUUGACAUUGAAGGAAGGAUACCUCAAACUGUCUUGUAUUCUCCAAAUGGAUAUUUCCUCUCUUAACUACUUYAGCAGCAGCUCAGCAACAACCAUGUUAAGUUAAUUUGCAAAGAUGGACACUUGCCAUACUAAAGUAAGCCAUAUAGGAGUUUUCCUAAGCCAUAAUUUACACUACUGUUGUGUAUUACAGUCCAUACUUUGAUAUCAGGUUACUGAAUUGUAACCUAUCAACUGAGUACAGUAUUUCUUGAUGCCAGACGCACAACCUACCUGUUGCUAAACAUUUACACGUACUAGAAAACACCUGAAAUGUGGAGAAGUAGUGAAUGAAUGCUAGAACCAAUGAAAAAAUAAAUGCUUUAAUGUUCAUACUUUUCUUUUCUCAAAUGUUUUUCUUUGUGUGUUUCAUAAGAACCCCCCCAAAGCUUUAAACUGCUUUUAAACUAGUUACAGACCAGAUGAAAGAGAGGAAGACGUGUAUGUGUACCAUUAUACCGUAACUAGAGACAUAAAAAGAAUUACUGUACAAAUGGAUCUUUGUUUGGUUAUUAAUUGAAUUGAACUAACGCAGAGUAAGAUCACAUUGUAGUUGUUUUUGUCCCCGACUUUUAAACCAUAGGUCUCUGGUUGACAUGACUGUUUGAAUAUGUCAGCUGUUUCUUUAAGUUUCUCCUUCUUUCAAAUGAAAUGACACCUGUAAAGCAAAUAAAACCAGGAUCAUUAUGUAGA